Procambarus clarkii (red swamp crayfish) is the source of this 2269-nucleotide messenger RNA. Lineage: Eukaryota; Metazoa; Arthropoda; Malacostraca; Decapoda; Cambaridae. The record is from RefSeq and is a predicted model, not a curated record.
UGCAGAAGGCGAGGAUCGAGGGCCCGGCGGAGGUGUAUAUACAGAACGGCUCGACUAUCCGCCUCACCUGUCGGGUCAACACCCACGCUGAUAAUGUGGGAGCCGUCGUCUGGUUCCGCGACGCCCACAGACUCGACUACGAUUCUCCCAGAGGCGGAGUGAGCGUGGAGAUCGAGAAGACUCCCUCGAGGACCACCUCCAAGCUCUUCAUCACUCCAGCCCUCAAGGCCGACUCGGGAAACUACACCUGCGGGCCAGAGUUUGCCGAGGCCGCGUCCGUCCUGGUGCAUGUGGUCAAUGGGGAGGAAUCAGCCGCGGUGCAGAAGGCUCGGUGUCCUGCGGUGUACAGUGACCCUCGAGUGCUGGGCGGCUGCGUCCUCCUCCUACUACUGCUGUGGCCGCACUGUCGGUGACCCGCUCUCCUGAUAACUGGAAUGAGACUGGAAACCCCUUUCAGUAAUCCCUACAUCCGGUGAGGAUAAGAGACUGACCGGAGCACGGAAUACCAAUUGCCGGAGCACGGAACACCCAUCGCCAGAGCACGGAACACCCACCGCCAGAGCACGGAACACCCACCGCUGGAGCACGGCUCACCGCCAGAGCACGGAGCACCCACCGCCAGAGCACGGAACACCAACCGCCAGAGCACGGAACACCCACCGCCGGAGCACGGAACACCCACCGCCAGAACACAGAACACCCACCGCCAGAGCACGGAACACCCACCGCCGGAGCACAGAACACCCACCGCCAGAGCACGGAACACCCACCGCCAAAGCACGGAACACCCACAACCAGAGCACGGAACACCCACCGCCAGAGCACGGAACACCCACCGCCAGAGCACGGAACACCCACCGCCAGAGCACGGAACACCCACCGCAAGAGCACGGAACACCCACAGGCAGAGCACGGAACACCAACCAACUACUCACUCUAACUAGGAGCCCGGAGCACCAGGACCUAGUACUGGAGCACGGAGCAUCAAGCCUUGCAGGUGUUCACAAGGAGCACCAGCCCCUGAAGUAGAUAACGGAGCACAAGGCUCAGCGGACGAAGACGGAGCACCAGUCUAGUAAAGACAGGACAGUGCGCCUUAAUAUCCGUUUCAUGUUGUUAUCCAGAAACCAAAAACUAGGCUCUUCCUGAUGCUACUGAACGCGUCAUAAUUUCCUUGGCUGUCUGUCUGUCUCUUUACGUGCCUCUCUCUCUCUCUCUCUCUCUCUCUGCUACCAUCCUUGUCUCUAGUUUGCUUUGAAGCCCUUUUCUUUCUCUCUUGUUUAGCUUCACGGCUGAAGAGCCCUGUUGGGAGGUCAUUAGGCUAUGUGUGCGUUUUUGCUGUCAAUAUUCAUUUGUUAUUCAUUCUCUCAAUUUUUAUCUUCCAUGCCCUUUUAAUGUUAUGUAUUUUUGUGUUUCAAAAUGUUUAAUUUUUUAUGUUUCAUCAUUUAUUUUCAUCCAGACAAUUCGAACAUGAAAAUUGUUCGGAAUUUUUUUGGACACUGAUCAAAGCAAGAGGUUGAUUAGUUUCAAGAUUAAGGUCUUUCAGUCUCGGGAGGGUUGUUAGAGAUACCUCAUUAACUGUACCAACCAACUAGUACAUACAAGUAUUGUCCUCAUCUAAAAUAAAGUUAACUUAUUAGAUGAAUUUAUUGUCUAAGUUAUGGGAAGAAUGGAGAAAACUAAAAGAUAUAUCGCUAUCAUAUUACGCUGAUUGACUGCGGACUUUACGGCUUCUAAGUCGUCAGACAAGGUAAACUUUCCCAUAUAAGGUGCUAUUUCAGACCUUUUUUCGUUGUGAAUGACUCGUAGAGCAAUCUAUAACAAGCGAGUUCUCCAUAUAACGAGCACUAUAACUGGCAUUUAGCAAAUGGACUAAUAUGUAAUUGAGAUCUUUUCAAUCAUGUGCUGGUUAUAUAGAAAACGUUAAUAUGGUGGAGAGACUCUAUUAUUAUAAAAUGGAACUUUCAUAUUAUCAUGAUCAUCCAAUUUGGCGUCAAAACACAUGUAUGAAUUUCGACUUCACGAGAAUCAACGUUCAAGAACGUUUAUUGUAAUUGUUCCCUCCGCUGAACAAAAUAUUUAAAUGUUUUCAGCGAAAUAUGUGUUUUGAAUGUUGUUGUUUUCGUUCAGUGAAAAUCCUUCCCAUAUAGACUUUUGAUAUGAAAUGUGACCAAGUUGAUAUAUUUUUGUAAGUGAUUGAAAAAAAUGGUGACUAAUUAAUUCUAAGUACAUGUUACUUAAACAGUUCUAUGUUCCUUUCAUAAGUAUA